This is a messenger RNA of Cutaneotrichosporon oleaginosum, 789 nucleotides long. RefSeq lists its product as uncharacterized. The record is from RefSeq and is a predicted model, not a curated record. NCBI's taxonomy places the organism in Eukaryota, Fungi, Basidiomycota, Tremellomycetes, Trichosporonales, Trichosporonaceae.
AUGGCCCGACACCUCGACCUCUCUAAAGCGCGCGCAAUGGUGCGCUCCUUCGACGACCCGUGGGCGUACCGUCUCGGUCCGGCUCUGCUAUCGCCCCUCAGAUAUCCCAUCGACCUCUGGCCGCCUCCGCCUUCGCCACAAGCUGAUGUGACGGGACGUUUUCCUCUGACAGCGCUGGCAGCCGAUGCACUCACAAUCAGAGCGAGCGUCAUGAGUCUCACACCAGAUGACACUGUGUCGCCGCCCAGCGCCGGAUUGGAGAGCGACUGGAGAGUUCAGACGGCGAUGCGAAUGGAGCUCCACACGGCGCGCAGUGUGCGCAUGUCCAGCCUCUCAAACACACCUACCAAGCUCCAGUCGUGCGAGUCGACUCAAAUGGAGGACAGUGAAAUCCUAGUGACGCCUCUCCCCCGCAUCUCGACUCCCACUGACCUCGACACGAACCUCGACACCUCAGCCCUGCACACAGUCAGCCAGCGCUCGUCGCCUCCCUCAAGUCCCAGCCUCGCAGGAUCGGUACAUACCUCGCUCGACCUCACCGUGGAUGGAAUUGAGACGCCAACAUUCUACACCCUCCCGCCUGACCCCCUCGAUGCUCUGGAAGCGCUCGAAGCACUUGCGGCUCUGCAGCCCCUCUGUCCCGACACAAUCGGGGAGGAACACUUGGACCCCAUUGAAGCACUGCUCUGGUCGCCUCGACACGAUGAAGUCCAUCCCUUUAGGGCCCUACCCCGCGCGGCGCAGUACACGUCAAAGCGCGGGGACAGCGGCCGCCCACCGCCGGGCUGA